Malania oleifera is the source of this 4043-nucleotide messenger RNA. RefSeq names its product LRR receptor-like serine/threonine-protein kinase RGI5. Gene Ontology annotation, molecular function: ATP binding; protein kinase activity; receptor serine/threonine kinase binding. Lineage: Eukaryota; Viridiplantae; Streptophyta; Magnoliopsida; Santalales; Ximeniaceae. The coding region runs from base 583 to 3837 and encodes 1084 amino acids. The transcript is spliced from 2 exons. The record is from RefSeq and is a predicted model, not a curated record. Gene Ontology annotation, biological process: protein phosphorylation.
AGAGUUUGUAUUUAAAUGGAACGGAGGGGCUUGUGCACCUUGGGACUGUCAGUCUAUCAGUGAGAGCACUCGAGCAACCAGAGCUUCAAGCUCCGCCCACCGCCGCCAUCCCCUCACUCUGAAACCCUAGAUUCACCAACACCGAGAAGUGGUGCAUAUGGCUAUGGCUGCAGUUGAAGGAUUGAACGUCACAAGGCAUUGGGUUUGACUCUGCUAUUUCCCUGUCACCACUUCUGUAGGCAGCCACCUCUCCUGCAACCACCAGUAUACUGCGGCUGCCGGAGAAAAGGUGGAUUUUCCGGGUAAGAAACUUGAUUAACAGUUUUCGCCAUUGUCUUUCACUGCGUUAACAGAGUAUCUGGCUUCCAUUAAAGAUAAAAGACUAUCUUUUGUUCACAUGGGUUGGGUUCAACACUUGGUGUGAAAUUUAAGCAUCCCCACCACCGGAAAAACCUCCUUCACAUGGAUGUUGUCUGCUAGAGUGGACUUUUACUACCACCAACGCCACCGGAAUCAGAAGCAGAGCCACUGAGCCAUCAAACCAGUUGUGAAUCUUCGUUUCAAAGCUAUUCCUUGUCUCAGAUGGAGAAAGACAGCUAUUCUGCUAUGUCCUCUUUGUUCUUUUUCUUCUUCUUCUUCUUCUUUUGGGUGAACUUGACUAAAUCAGCGGUUUCUUCUUUGAAUCCUGAUGGGCAAGCCCUUCUCUCUCUCCUCUCUGCUUCUGACCCUUCUUCCAAAUCAUCCUCUCCCAUUCUCUCCUCGUGGAACCCAUCAAGCUCAACCCCCUGUUCAUGGCAGGGUAUUACUUGCUCUCCGCAGGACAGAGUCAUCUCGCUCUCUCUCCCAAACACAUUCCUCAAUCUCUCUUCUCUACCUCCACAGCUCUCUUCUCUCUCAUCUCUGCAGCUCUUCAAUCUCUCCUCCACCAAUAUCUCAGGUUCCAUUCCUCCUUCCAUUGGAAAGCUUACCCGUCUUCGCCUCCUGGACCUCUCCUCCAAUGCUCUCUCCGGACCCAUUCCUGCGGAGCUGGGUCGUUUGACAGCAUUGCAGUUUCUUUUCUUGAAUUCCAAUAAAUUGACUGGUAGGAUUCCUCCACAUCUUGCAAACCUUUAUUCCCUGCAAGUUCUGUGUUUCCAGGACAAUCUCCUAAAUGGGUCUAUUCCUUCGCAGUUGGGUUCUCUUGUUUCUCUCCAACAAUUCCGAAUUGGAGGGAACCCGUACCUGUCUGGUGAAAUUCCACCGCAAUUAGGACUGCUUACCAAUCUGACGACAUUUGGUGGGGCGGCAACUGCCCUCUCUGGCGUGAUACCACCUACUUUUGGCAACUUGGUCAAUCUUCAGACUUUGGCAAUUUAUGAUACCAAUAUAUUUGGUUCGAUUCCUCCUGAACUCGGAUUGUGUUCAGAACUAAGGAAUUUGUACUUGCACAUGAACAAGCUCACUGGUUCAAUACCUCGUCAACUGGGGAAGCUGCAGAAGCUUACGAGCUUGCUUUUGUGGGGCAAUUUGAUCACUGGACCGAUUCCAGCUGAGCUUUCCAAUUGUUCGUCACUUGUUGUACUUGACAUUUCUGCUAAUGAUGUUCAUGGUGAAAUUCCGGGUGACUUGGGGAAGCUAGUUGUUCUUGAACAGCUUCAUCUGUCUGACAAUGCACUCACAGGACCAAUUCCGUGGCAGUUGAGUAACUGCACAAGUCUUAGUGCUCUUCAGCUUGACAAGAACCAGCUCUCUGGUCCAAUUCCAUGGCAGGUUGGUAAUUUGAAACAUUUGCAGAAUUUCUUUUUGUGGGGCAAUUCAGUCUCUGGAACCUUACCAUCCUCUUUUGGGAAUUGCACUGAACUUUACGCGCUUGAUCUUUCAAGGAAUAAGCUCACUGGGUCCAUCCCGGAAGAGAUUUUUUAUUUGCAGAAACUGAGCAAGCUCCUCCUUCUGGGGAAUUCAUUAUCUGGAGGGUUACCUCGAAGUGUUUCAAAAUGCCAGUCUCUGGUGAGAUUGAGGCUUGGGGAGAAUCAGCUUUCUGGGCGGAUUCCUAAGGAAAUAGGCCAAUUGCAGAACCUUGUAUUUCUUGACUUGUACAUGAACCAUUUCUCGGGUAGCCUGCCUGUUGAGAUUGCCAAUAUCACAGUUCUUGAGCUAUUGGAUGUGCACAAUAACUACAUAACUGGAGAAAUCCCACCUGAAUUAGGGGAACUUGUGAAUUUAGAGCAGCUUGAUCUCAGCCAAAACAGCUUCACGGGGGAAAUCCCUUGGAGUUUUGGGAACUUCAGUUACUUGAACAAACUCAUCCUCAACAAUAAUCUGUUGACUGGGCCAAUCCCAAAAUCCAUUCGAAACUUGCAGAAGCUAACUUUACUUGAUUUGAGCUUGAACACCCUCUCUGGCACAAUCCCACCUGAAUUUGGUUACGUGACGAGCUUAACCAUCAGUUUGGACUUAAGCUCAAAUGGGCUUACAGGAGAAAUACCUGAAACAAUGUCCAGUUUGAGUCAGUUACAAUCACUUGAUCUUUCCCGCAAUAAGCUUCAUGGAAAUAUAAAAGUUCUGGGUUUUCUCACCAGUCUCACUUCUCUGAAUAUAUCCUUCAACAACUUCUCAGGCCCUAUCCCAGUAACGCCUUUCUUCAGAACUCUCUCUUUGAAUUCGUACCUCGGAAACCCAGAUCUUUGUGAAUCCCUUGAUGGGCUAACUUGUUCCUCACAACUAAUUCAAAGAAACGGAUUGAAAUCUUCCAAAACUAUUGCUUUGAUUUCUGUGAUUCUGGUUUCUUUGACCAUCGCAGUUAUUGCAUCCUGGAUUCUUGUAACUCGGAAUCAUAAGUACAUGGUAGAGAAAUCCUUCAGCUCAUUGAGUUCACCACCAGGAGCUGAAGACUUUUCUUACCCCUGGACUUUCAUCCCAUUUCAAAAACUGAGCUUCAGCAUUGAAAAUAUCUUGGAUUGCCUGAAAGAUGAGAAUGUGAUUGGAAAAGGCUGUUCUGGAGUUGUCUAUAAGGCAGAAAUGCCAAAUGGGGAGUUGAUUGCAGUGAAAAAGCUAUGGAAAACGAAAAAAGAUGAAGAGCCGGUGGACUCCUUUGCUGCAGAAAUUCAAAUUCUGGGACACAUUCGGCACCGGAACAUUGUGAAGCUCCUAGGUUACUGUUCCAAUAAGUCUGUUAAGCUUCUCCUGUACAACUACAUCUCAAAUGGGAAUCUGCAACAACUACUUCAGGGGAACAGAAACUUGGAUUGGGAAACCAGGUACAAGAUUGCUCUUGGGUCAGCUCAGGGUCUUGCUUAUCUUCACCAUGAUUGUGUGCCAGCAAUACUUCACAGAGAUGUGAAGUGCAAUAACAUACUUCUAGAUUCCAGGUUUGAGACAUAUUUGGCAGAUUUUGGACUGGCUAAGUUAAUGAACUCUCCAAAUUACCACCACGCAAUGUCCAGAGUAGCUGGGUCUUAUGGGUAUAUUGCCCCAGAGUAUGGAUACACCAUGAACAUAACCGAGAAGAGUGACGUGUACAGUUAUGGAGUGGUUCUGUUGGAAAUUCUAAGUGGGCGUAGCGCCAUAGAGUCCCAAGUAGGGGAUGGACUCCAUAUAGUAGAGUGGGUGAAGAAGAAGAUGGGAAGCUUCGAACCAGCGGUGACAGUCCUCGAUUUGAAGCUGCAGAGCUUGCCUGACCAGAUGGUGCAGGAGAUGCUUCAAACGCUUGGAAUUGCAAUGUUCUGUGUGAAUACUUCACCAUCUGAAAGACCCACCAUGAAGGAAGUGGUGGCACUGCUAAUGGAGGUAAAGAGUCCACCUGAAGAUUGGGGGAAGUCCUCUCAACCUCUUAUUAAACAGUCCUCAAAUCAGAGCUGAAAUGUUCUUUCCAGUUCUCUUAGGAUCUCUAUGAUUAAUCUUUCUUUUCUUUUCCACGAUUGAAGAGUGAAAAAAGAAGAAAGCAAAAAGACAAGGAGUUGUAAUGUAGGAAAUGAAAAGAGGGGGGGAACUGGCAACUCUUAGUCUUGGGGCCUAUUGUACAUAGAAGAUUCAUAAAAGUAGUUGAUUUGCCUCGGCUCUUAAUA